AAAAAUCUGUGCCACGCGACUACGUCAGGGUGUUAACACGCACCCAGGACGAUGCAAAGAAACGUCGUUCGGGGAAUAUUUAGUUAGCUAGCUAGCAUAGCAUCUCUGGUGGAACGGACUCGAUACCUGGCUAACUUUGUAAACUGUUGAGUUGAGUUAGAAAGUUCUCUAUCUAGAUUUAUGCUAGUUAAUUUAAUUUGAGAAAAUGUUGAAGUUAGAUAACUUACAUUAAUUGUUAUCUAACCGGCUAACUAGCUUCCCAGCAAGCUUGCUGAAUUGAUGGAUCUUCUCAUUUAGCUAUCUUUCUAGCUAAACUGGUUUCGUUGGCUCAUCAUAGCAAGGAUUCAUCGCUGUGUUGCCUAAAAUGUUCCCUGAAAACAUUGCAUCGGACACUGCGGACGCAGGCCUCUGACUGGAAACAAUGAGUUCAAUGAUAGGCUGUGAAGGAGACACAGCCACACUGCCUGUACAACACCGGCUAACUAGCUGCUAGCUAACAAGUUGGCUAGCGAACUAGCAGUUUGUACCGCUUGUAUCGGACGCGACCUUAAAGCGCUGAUGUGAGGUAUGAGUAAUGGCCUUGUAAAUUGACCUAGCUAUAUUUGUCGAAUCUAGACUACCAGUCCCAUCAGAUAAUUUAUCAAAGAAAAGUUAUACUAGGUAAUAGCUAUAUGGCAAAUUUUUAACUUCACUUUGUCUCUUGUCAACUAAUGUAUAUUAGUUUGUGGUGGAUUAGCUAAAUAAGCCCAACCUAAUACUUUUAUGAACAAAUAACAAUGUUCGCUGUCAAACGAACGUUCAUAACGUAUCUCACAAUGCUGUCUAGUUAACUAAAUCAUAAGUAGCUAGCUAGGACUAGCUACUGUUUGGCUAGCUAGGUAGUUGGCUAGCUAGGACUAACUACUGUUUGGCUGGCUAGCUAGGACUAACUACUGUUUGGCUGGCUAGCUAGGACUAACUACUGUUUGGCUAGCUAGCUAGGACUAACUACUGUUUGGCUAGCUAGCUAGGACUAACUACUGUUUGGCUAGCUAGCUAGGACUAACUACUGUCUGGCUAGCUAGGACUAACUACUGUUUGGCUAGCUAGGUAGCUGGCUAGCUAGGACUAACUACUGUUUGGAUGGCUAGCUAGCUGGCUGGCUAGGUAGAACUGUAACGUCAACUCAUUCUUGCACGUGCCGGUGAAUGUUUUGAAGAGUCAAAACGAGGAAGGACUCUGAACGUAAUUGACAGAACGGCCAAUUGUGCAUUUAAUUUAAAAAAAAAUGUUUUAAGAUGGCAACAAAGUUUACCAAUGUUAGGUUGCGGUCAGCUGGUUAGCUAACAAGGUUAGCCAAUAAAAGUCUGUUUUUUUAGUAGUUAAUUAGCUACCUCCUAUUGAAAUAUAGGGCAGCCAGCAACAUGAAAGUGCAAACUGAAACAUUUAACCCACCCAAGGUGCCACAAAACGACAAAGGGGAGCAGCAAGACUUGUCUGACAAGAAGGACAGCCACAAUAGUAAUUUAUUUUUUCUCAACCGAGACUGUCAGAAUGAACUGGGUUCAGGAUCUCAGAACCAGAAUGUUCACAUUGUAUCAUCAUUAGACUCCAAAUGGCACAGUACUGAACGCAGCAGCCUAGUCACCAAAGGAGGACUCAGCAAUGGAACCUCCCUGGAGAAUGUUUAUGUUCAUUCCCACAGUAGUUCUACUAGUAAUCCUGCGCUAAGACAUGAUGGGGUGCCUGAAAUCUCAAACGAACUGUCAUUGUCAGAGGUCUGCAUACCUACCACAGUUACAGUUGAAGAAGACCUUAGCUAUGAGUUACAGCAGGCCUAUAGGAUAUUUAAUGGCUUUCUUCUGGAAAAGCACAAAGGCAUCAUGACUCCCUUCUUGCACCCCAUUGGCCUUGAAAAACACACUGACUGGGUCAGGGGUCACCUCAAGAAGUCCAUGUGUUUCAGAAGGAUGGAGGAGAAGUUUGUUAGCCGGGAGUAUGAAACAAUCACAGAGUUUGUAGCAGACUUCAGGCUAAUGCUAGAGAACUGCUACAGGCACCAUGGGGUCGACCACUGGAUUUCUAAACAGGCACAGAAAUUGGAAAUAAUGCUUGAGCAGAAGUUGACACUGCUGUCAAGGACGCUGCGAGAGAAGACCACUCUGGCAGUGACCUCCAAGGGUCGUUUGGGGACCGAGGAUGAGAGGGGGCCCGUAGGCACCUCUACCAGACGGAGGACAGUGCCUCGCAGCCUGGCUACGAUCACAGUGGGGGGAAAUGAGUCCAUCAUGGUCCAGGCACUCAGGCUGGAGGGGCAGCAGAGAGUCAAGGAAGAGAAGAGGCAGCGGGAGCUAGAUAAGAAGGAGGCGGAGGAGACCUCAGCCAAGGAGGUGGAGGAGUGGGAGCGCAGUCUUCUCUCCCAGGCCUCCCAGACCCCCUUGAAGACCAUGUGGGAACUCCCUGCCAUCGGCCACUUCCUCUGCCUGGCCCAGGCAGCUCUCAACCUCCCAGAGAUAGUGUUCUUUGAGCUGGAGCGGUGCCUCCUCAUGCCUCGCUGCAGCAUCUUCCUCUCCAAGAUCAUGAGUUCACUUCUUUGCCCGCCCCAGAGGAGUGGGACGCUCCACCGUCGCCCAGCCCUCACCUACUGCCGCUGGGAGUCCGAGCUCCGCCACAGGGUGCAAGGCUGGUACUAUGCCAUGGGUACGGCGGAGGACCAGGGGUGGAUGGCUGAGCAGCUGGGCCUAUCCCAUCAGUUCUUCAGGACAGUCGGGGUGGUUAGCCCCCUGGAGGAGAACCCCUUCCAUCUCUUACCCUUCAUUCAGCGUGUGUGGCUGCUCAAAGGCCUGUGUGACAACGUAUACGAGACCCAGAAGGACGUACAGGACGCUGUGCUGGGCCAACCCAUCCACGAGUGCCGAGAGUCCAUCCUGGGCUAUGACGGGAACGAGAACGCCUACAUACACUUUCCGCAUUUCUGCGGGGCGGACCUACGCAUCUACUGCCAGAGUGUCAGCAUGCCCUCUGACUUCCCCUUACCAGCUGUCUGGGUGAAGAGGGUGGAGCCUGACGAGGGGCUAUCAGAGGACUCUGAGCACCUGGUUUCAAUGGAGGAGGAUUCAGAGAAGAAACUUAGUUCUGACAGACAGAGUGGUGGGAGGGUUAAAGGGGACAUGUGCAGGGGUGGAACUGGGCAAUUUCACACACGGGGAGUGGAGGAUGAGGAGGACUGUAAGCCUACUUAUCAGAACAGACUCACUGGCUCAACUGGGCCCUCUUCAACUAUCAAGGACUUUGUGGGCAGAGGGAAUGUGAAGGAAGAGCCACAGGAAUUGGAAUAUAGGCCUAAUAGACGAAUGGUGAAGCAGGAAGAGGGAUCGGACGUAUCAUCAGGGUCAUGUGAGCCGCGUCUCAGUGUGGGGGAACACUGCUAUACAGGGAAGUCCCCUGCUCGCCCUGCUAGGGCAACAUAUACCAGCAGGUCUGGUGUUACUAUACCCAUGAGACUGACUGAUGUCUAUGUUAAAGUGGACAGGAACGAACUCUCUGAGGGACAAAGAUGUUGUCCAAAAUGUUUCUCUGAAAUAGGGACAAAGUCACAGGACAAUCAUCGCUGCCAUUGUGCCACAGACAAUAAAUCAACAACGUCACCCUCUGGUGCUGGCCACCCACGCAAGGUGAACGUGACAGAGAAUAGGAUGGACAGGAUUCGGGCCAAGAAAAGGAAGAAAGUGAGGGAAUUGGGGGAACUACGUGCAGCAGGUGGGCAGCGCAGAUCAGACAGGAGCCCACUCUGUAAGGCCAGGGCAGCUAAAUCCACUGUCAGGAGAUCUGCGACCACCGUCAAGAGAAAGGACAAGAGGAAAAAACGAAAAAUGGGAAGAAAGCUUAAGUCCAGGAAGCUGGCUUCAAAAAAGAAACCUCAACUCCCAGUUCAACCUGCAUUCAGGUUGGUGUGCACCAGUCUAGAGGAGCUGAGGGAACUCAUCAGUAGGACGGAGGAUGAACUGGAUGAGCUGGAGAGCACCAAAAAGAGAUCUGGAAGGUGGUGCUUCAGGAAAGAAGCCGUGAAAGAUCUGCACAUCACUCUCAUAAGGCUGCUCAACGAGCUCUCCCCAUGGGAACCCAAACUGGUCAAGGCUUUCCAUAGGAACAGGCUACGUUUGAAAAAGGAUUUUGACGACUUCAAAAAGCACCCUGACUAUGACAACUUUGUCAGAGAGGAUGUGGAUAGAAGCACCUCGUUCACUGAAAACACCAGACUGACUGAAGAGGAGGAACAGCAGGAUCAGACUGUUCAGAGGAUCCUGUGGGCGGAAGAGGACUCAGGGCAGUUUGGAACAGAGGCAUUGAGAGGCAGCUUCACUGUGGUAACCAGACAAGAGAUGUUGACCUUGAACGAGCACAGGCCUUCCACUCGGGGCUUGAAGCGUCUGCAGAGUGAUUUAGAUGAGAACUCAAGCCUCAUUAAGAGAGGCAGGAUCAACAGUGACGAACUGACGACUUCCCCUGAAGCUGAAGUGGAAAACAGAUCCAGGGAAGCGAAUCCAGCAGGACAGCAGGUUGGAGAAACAAGCCCAGUGGUUAUAACUACUCCGGUGGCUGGUGUCCAAAGGACUCACAAACCCAUUCAGCUAAAUACCCUGCUGGCCAAGAGUGUUGGUGAUAAAGUUACUUUAAUUCAUCAUCAGCCAGGUGUUAUCAGCCAUGUUGGUCAGGCUCAUAGCUUAGCCUGUGCUUCUUCCCUGCAAGCUACCAAACUUAAAUAUUCUUUACCACAAAGCUCUCAACAGUUACUGCAACCAACAACACCCACACCUAAACACACACAGAUGUCCCAUAUCACGCCCAUACCAAAGACCCCCGUACAGGUUGUCUACAAGAUGCCCGAGGGCAUGGGUCUGGUCAGGAAAGCUGGAAGCCCUAUGAAAAUCACAGUGCAGCCAAUUCUGGACCAGAAAACGGGGGAUAAGCUAAUGCAGCAAGUGGUCAUUCUUCCUUCGAACUUGCUCAUUCAAAAGUCAGAGGGUCAGAGUCACCCCCAGCAACCAAUGACAAUCCAGGUCCCAGCCUCCAAAGCGCCCACUCCACUGUCACAAAGCUCUGGAUUCACCAUGCCGCAAAGUCAUGACAACCGGAUCCCCAUACAACAAGUGGCACCGCUAAAGGGAGGUACAUCCUCUCCUACCAUCUCCCCUAGGUUGCAGACAACCUCUCUUACAACAUGCUACAAGGUUGUCCAACUCCCUAGUCCGAAAGUGAGUAGCACUACCCAAAAUGUUAUACCAAAUAGAUCACCAUCCAACCCCACUAGUACAGCUUUUACUGAUCCCAGUAAACCUCUGGACCCUAAACAAGAGCUGAAGACCGUGUGUAUAAGGGACUCGCAGUCCAUCCUAGUCACCACUAGGGGGGGCAACACUGGAGUAGUCAAGGUGCAGACAUCCGAUCAGAGUACAUCUGGUUUGUUACCUGCCAGUCCCAUCAUCAUCUCUCCACAGUUCAAAGCCUUCCUGGUGUCCAAGACCUCUCCACCUGCUGCCCCCACGGUCCCAGUGGUCAAAAGCGCGACUGUAGCCCGGGCACAAUUAGGACCGUCACCAUUACGGCCUUCAACUGUCACGAGUUCAACAACUGCACGCCAGUCUUUGAUCACUGCUGGCAUUCAGGCCACAGGUCAGAGAGCGGGCUCUGCUGUUACCGUUGCUGUAAACCAGGGCUGCAACGUCUCUUCUACAGUUGCUGUGAACUCACAGCUACCUAAAAGCAUCAUCACUGUACCUGGUAACCCAGCAGGCGCCACCCAGACGUCUCUUGUCCAAGUUGUCACUAAACCUGUUUUGAAAAGGGUAUGUCCAGAUGAGAGGUCCCCAUUCACUAAGUUCAUCCUGGUCUCUCCCUCGUCCAACAUCACAUCUAUGGCUGCAACCAAAGUCCCUUCCACUACAGCUCCCUCCGCUCUUCCAGGGCAAAGGUUGAUGUUCAUCAGCCAAUCACCAGCCCAGGCAUCCCACGCAACAUGUAGCAUUUCAAGACAGGUUUCAGUGUCUGGGGCACAAUCCCUGACCACGUCAAUACCCAAUGAAGCAAUGAAGAUCGGACUCAACUUUCAUCAAGCUAUCAGCAGUGCAAACUUCGGAGCCUUGAAUAAGGUCCAGCGCAUCAAUCUGCUUCCAGGGUCUCCGAUAAGGCUACCACAACAGGCAAGUGCACUUGCACAAUCUACUUUAAAAAGUACAUCUGUGUCUGGCACACAGGCAGCACUUCUUACAACCACGUCGUCUCACCUUAUCACUAGCACUGCACAUUUGCCCUCUUCCACACGCCUGACUGGAUCUCAACUACAAGGCAUCCCUUCGUCCUCUGUGAUCCCCAAUCUAAGCAAGGUAACUGGGCAACCACGGUCUUCGAUAAUCAGAGGUUUAAUCACCAGAAAACCACAACUACCAGUGCCGGUCACUACACCGCUAGGCCUUGUCAAAACAUCCCCUCUCAUACCAUCGGCCCAGGUUUCUCAGUCUCACCACUCUCACUGUGUAAGCGGGGUCACCACACCUCCUCAAAUAAGUACUCAACAGUCUCCAAUUGCCACUAGAUCCACUCAUCAGUCCACUCCAGUGCGGCCGGCUGGUAAUACCAAUCCUGUCACCAGCACCACCACCACAACUGUGCAACAGAAGAUUGUCAUUAACACCCCUGCACCGCUUGUAGGCGGCACACAGAUUCUGCUCAACAACACCCGUUUUGUUGUUCCCCCUCAAGGCCUUGGGCCUGGCCAGCAUGUCCUCAUAAUAUCCAGCCCUGCAGUGCCUGUGGCAGCUCCUAGUCCCAGGGGAGCGAGCCCAACGACCGGUGUCCCACGAGGGCCAACGUUACCUGGGUUAGCCACACCUACACAAGGCCCCAGAAUGGCCACACAACUAAGGACACACCAGCCUCAACAAGCAGCACUUAGAUCACUAACCCUGGGAGCGCCGUCCGCUGAGAAAGUUGGACCCUCUUUCCCAGUUUCUUUCACUGUCCCUCGCCAGACGAUGGAGAUUCGAGCUCCACUAUCGGUCACCAGCACCACUACCAACUGUUCUCCACCAGUUUUACACCGGCUCCCUGCUAUGGCCACCAUACUCACUGGCCUAGCUAAUGUGGUGGCAGCUCCAUCUUUAACUCAACCGGAAGGGAUGGGCAGCUUGUCACUCUCCUCCGUGCCAACAAGUCCCAGCCCAGCUCAAACAGCAGAAGUUCUACAGAGCCCAACAAAGCAGCUCCCUUUGAACACAGGACUUGGCAUCAACUAUGCACCACUCACAACACAGCAGAUAACGUCAUUCGUGCAACCUAUGGGAGCGGUCUCCACACGGACGCAGGUCCUACCAACGGUAGCUGUUCCGCCGAUAGGGAGCACCUUCUCCAGGAUGCAGUCUCUACCUGUGGUGACUGUACCGCCCCUUGGGGGUGCCUUCGGUAGCAAAACAUCUCCUGUGGCAACUGUGCCCCCAUCCAACAGCACUGUAAUCAUGACACCUGCUCAACCUGUCAGGACGGUGAUGUCGGCAGAGACUAUCCGCAUGCCCGUAGUUUUAUCCAAUCCUUGGCAGCAGCAGAUACUGGGCCUAGGCAAGCGCCCUUUGCAAGCUUCACAGGUGCCUGCAUCAGCAGUGCAAACAACCAGCCCCACCACCAAGCUACUAGUGAGUCCUGAUGGGGCUGUUUUAAACACGGUUAGAGGCCCUACUGCCAACACAGGCCUGCCAGAGAUGGCUAACAAGCCUUUGGCUACGUUGAUUGUAACUCCAAAAUCCACUGGGAGAGUGCUGCCCCUGCCUCCUGUAAAUAGUGACAAUCCCUGGAUGCCUACCCAGGCUGACAGAAGUGGCCCUAUCAACUGAAGGACUGAAAGCCAGUAGCAUUGUCUGUGAUGAAGAAGACACAGCAAACUUUGUGUUCUGGACCGCAUCUAGAAUAUCUAGAACAUUCUAGAAUAUUUUUGGUAGAAGGUGGGAGUCAGGUGAGAAACUGCCUGGUUGAGCUGUAUUUUUACCUUGCAUAUCUAAGUGUGUUUAAAGAUGCACUAUGCAGAAAUGGCUCCAUCAUUUGCUGGUUGCUAAAAUUCUAAUAGUUCCCCUAAUUUGAGUUUGUGGCAAAACAAGCGAGUAUAGUGUAGAGAAUCAUUGUACCAUCUAAAUGGCUGUGAAAUAUCUUUUCCAUAACUAAAAAUAUUGUAUUUUCAGCUGUUUGACGCAAAAACAAAACUUAGGAACGGGAAGCAUAGAGAGAGCGCACAUGGGACAGAUCUACCGCUUCUUAGACUUGCUUUCAAUAAGAAUGGCAGAUCUAUGACGCAUUUCUAUGUGAAUUUGGUCAGGUUACCCAAAAAGUGACAUAUUGCAGCUUUAAGCGACGCUAGAUAAACCUCUAUAGCUGACUCAAACAGUUUGCUCAAGAAAUGUAGGUGGCAAUGUAUUUGUGAUGGGUUUUGUAUUUCUUAAAGCAAACAGCAUUUUAGGGUUUCCUUCUCACAAAGUUUGAAGAUCAAUUUGGACCUUUUUUUUAUAAAAAAAAAAAAAAAACUCUUUCUUGGCCAGUAAUAAAUAUGUUGUAAAUUGCUUGGUUUGAAGGGUAGACAAAUGGAUUUGAAUGUGAUUGUAAUACGUUUAAUUGACAUUCAUUAUUAUUUUGAAAUUAUAUUUGAAUUCCUUAGAUUGGAACAACACUUGUUUUUAUUCUGUCUACCACACUCUUAGGUCUUUCCCUCUGACCUGUUGUAUACGUUCUUCUGAUGUGUUGCCUACUCAAGAGGCAUGUCGGUGUCUACAUUUUACAUUGGUGUCAACAUUGGUUCAGUCCUAUUUCCAUCAACUAUUUGGAAAAUAAACUGGUAUUUCACAUGAUUGAAA
This is a messenger RNA of Oncorhynchus kisutch (coho salmon), 8870 nucleotides long. RefSeq lists its product as uncharacterized. Lineage: Eukaryota; Metazoa; Chordata; Actinopteri; Salmoniformes; Salmonidae. Bases 1404 to 7862 code for a protein of 2152 amino acids. The record is from RefSeq and is a predicted model, not a curated record. Gene Ontology annotation, molecular function: protein binding. The transcript has 8 exons.